This is a messenger RNA of Suillus paluster, 5177 nucleotides long. RefSeq names its product multidrug resistance-associated ABC transporter. Gene Ontology annotation, molecular function: ATP binding; ATP hydrolysis activity; ABC-type peptide transporter activity. The transcript is spliced from 41 exons. Gene Ontology annotation, biological process: transmembrane transport. Lineage: Eukaryota; Fungi; Basidiomycota; Agaricomycetes; Boletales; Suillaceae. Gene Ontology annotation, cellular component: fungal-type vacuole membrane; fungal-type vacuole. The record is from RefSeq and is a predicted model, not a curated record. The coding region runs from base 126 to 4901 and encodes 1591 amino acids.
GGCAGUACAAGUCAUAUUCUUAUCUCAUGGGCGCGUAAUUGACCCUGUAUUUCUACUGGCCCGAAUCGUUUUAUCCUACUUUUUACCACCCCAACUAAAAGUCGGAAGUAGUGCUAUUCUCAAAGAUGCGGUUAAUCAUGCCUCCAUACCAGUUGCUUUUAGCAGAAGCACUCGUCGGGGCAACAAUAAUCAGUAGCUUUGCGCUUUUUCUGCCACUGUCUCAACAGCAGAAGAUACACUUGCCGACUACCCAAGAUGCUAGUCUGGCAGGCGACGUGAAUCAGGAUGAUCCCUUUAACGUGACCAAGCCGGAAGAUUUUAUCAAUGGAGAACCAAUUGACGAAGACGCGUUCUGGGCCAAAAUGCGCAAUAGGAAAUUACUACUUGUCUUCCUUUCAGCGGCGAUCCUUGCACUCGAGGGCAUUUCUCUGGGAUGGACGACCUCCACAUUGGAUGGCCAGAACAUACUUGCAGAGCAUAUAUGUCGGACUACGUUUGCACUCUACGUCAGUGUUCUAGUUGUUCGUUCCGUUGGCCAAUGCACCACGGAUCAUCAUUCUGAGUCAGUGAUACAUGUCACUGCCUUGACCUUCUUCUCCUCGGUCCUUCACUUCGUCGCAGCAAUCCUUCCUUCGUCUGACUCCAUCUCGUCACCCAAUCUACAAGCCCUUCCUAUACUUGUUUUAUGGUAUAGCAUGACCGCGCUGUAUACCUUGGUUUUUGCGAUAAUUGCGACAACACCCCGUGGACCACCGCUGCACUUUUCUCCUUCACUCAUCUACUCUCAAAAAACCAUCGACGAUACGACUAACGAAUCAUACGAAAACGUCUGCGGCAUUCCAGGCACCUCCGUGAUCGAUUAUCUGUUUUUCUGUUACGUGACACGGGUCGUUCAGCUUGGAAGUUCCAAUUCAGUCGAAAUUGGCGACUUGCCAAUCCUUCCAGCGAAGAUGCGGGCGACCUAUCAGUUCUUUAGGGUGCGCACGAGUCUUCGUGCAAGUCCUCUCAAACCGGGAUGGGACCUCGCUUGGCGCCUUAUCAGUAUCAACAAGCUUGCAUUUGGCAUAGAAAUGCUCUUGGCCGCUGCAGCUGCUCCUAUGUGGUUUGGGUCCCCAUUCUUCGUUCGAAAGCUCCUCGCAUACCUGGAAGACGAUCCUGGCCGCCUUGAUAGAGGAUGGGGAUGGGUAUACGCUUUUGGACAGUUUGCAUCCCUUAUUAUUGUCACGCAGCUCGGCUCUCAAAUGUGGUACCUCGCAACAAGCGUUCUCCAAAUUCGCCUGCGGACGCAGCUCAAUACAAUGCUUUUCGCGAAGACGCUAGUUCGGAAAGAUGUCGUGUCUUCUGGUUCCUCUGCAUCUGUGGAGAACAAUGAUAAAAAAUCGAAAGAUGCUAAAGGAGAUAGCAACGACAAGGAUGAGGAGGAGAACGAGUUUUCGAGCAAAGCGCAGAUCAUGACUUUGAUGACCACUGAUGUUGAUCGGGUCUCCGAGUUUCCUUACCAUCUUUUCGCCAUUGCGGACUCUCCGAUCGAAAUUGUUGUAGGGACGACGUUGCUCUACAGUAUGUUAGGUGUCUCGUGCUUCGUUGGUCUUGGGGUCAUCUGUCUUUUUCUGCCAUUGAAUCACCUGGCUGGUAAAGUGGUGAUCAGCGCACAGGACAACUUGAUGAAAGCCAGGGACGAACGGGUAUCGCUUAUGAACGAGAUACUGGGUGGCAUCCGCAUGCUCAAGUUCAUGGCAUGGGAGCGCAGUUUUGAAAAGCGCGUUCUGAAAAUCCGCGAGAGAGAACUGAAAUAUCAAAAGCUGAACUAUAGGAUUGAGGUCAUGUUCUCCGCCAUCUGGGAGGCGUCUCCUCUCAUCGUCACCCUGGUUUCUUUCUGGCACUUCGCAGUCUGGCGUCAGCAGACCUUGACUCCCUCUAUCGCCUUCACCUCUAUGCUUGUUUUCAAUGAAAUGCGUUUUGCGAUGAACGCGCUGCCAGAAACUUUCAUCAAUCUGCUUCAGGUCCACGUUUCCGUCAAGCGAAUUGGGAAGUACCUCCAACUAACUGAAGUGGCGCCUGUACCUCCGCUCUCGGCUGCACCGGCCAUUAACACCAUCGCUAUUCAAUCUGCUAACAUUACAUGGCCCCGCGAUCGCUCCACAGGUUCAUCAGCGGGCUCAUCAGCAGCUUCCACGCCCCGGCACAAGUUCAUGCUCGUCGAUCUUGCUCUGAAGUUCCCUGACGGGCAACUUUCACUCAUCUGUGGAAAGCUGGGCAGUGGAAAGACUCUGUUAUUGUUAGCGUUACUCGGCGAGGCGGACGUCCUCACCGGCCAGGUCAUCUGUCCGCGUUCACCACCGGACGCGCUUGCGUCCUUCGCCGACCAGAAGGUCACAAAGGAAGAGUGGGUAGUGCCUGGCGUUUGCGCCUACGUACCACAGGCUGCCUGGUUACGAAAUGCUUCCAUUAAAGACAAUAUCUUGUUCGGUCUACCAUUUGACGAAGAGCGCUAUCAGAAAACAUUAGAGGUCUGUGCACUCAUUAGCGAUCUCAAGAUCCUCGAAGAUGGAGACGACUCCGAAAUUGGCGAGCGUGGUGUGAACUUAUCGGGUGGGCAAAAGGCUCGAGUUUCCUUGGCUAGGGCUGUUUACUCCCGAGCAUCCAUCCUGUUGCUUGAUGACGUUCUGUCUGCUGUUGACGCUCACACGGCUCAUCACAUCUACCACAAGUGCAUCAAAGGAGAGCUGAUGCAGGGGCGGACCGUGAUCCUUGUAUCACAUCAUGUCCAGCUUUGCUUGACUGGUGCUUCAUACGUUGUCGCUCUUGAUAAUGGUCAUCUUCUAUUCGCUGGUGACCGUGAAUCUUUCGAAGCAUCCAAUGUGAAGGGGACAUUGGUGCAGACCAUGGGUGGCAAUGGCAAGAAGCAGGGCGCCGCAAGUACUUCAACGAAUCCAUUAGUACCUGCAGAUCAUUCUCCCAUUGCCACACUCGUGCAAGAGGGUGCGGAACCGGACCCGAUAUCCGAAACGAGCUCCACGGUGGUCAAUGAGCCACAUGCAGAAGGAGAGCGGAAAGCACCCAGGAAGCUUGUGGAAGACGAGAAACGCGCUGUAGGACGAGUCAGUCGUGAUGUCUGGGAGCUUUAUGUGAAAUCGUGCGGCGCCUCUGGGUACUGGACGUGGUUCGCGUUCAUUCUCGUGUUGGGAUCCUUAUGUCCUGUUGCAGAGAACUGGUGGCUUAAGACGUGGUCGGGAUCGAGCGCAGAGGAAGUCGAUGCCAAAGGACCAAUAUAUUACAUCAUCGUUUAUGCUGCGGUCACUCUUACAGGCGUCUUUAUUUCGACCUACAGAUACUUCGUACUCUACAACGGAUCUAUUCACGCGUCCACUGUUUUGUACCAACAACUUCUGGAAACCGUAUUGUUUGCGCAUAUUCGAUUCCAUGAUACCGUGUCACGGGGGAGACUCCUAAAUCGAUUCGGGAAAGACUUUGAAGGCAUUGAUAGUAGACUCUCGGAUCAUUUUGGUCGAAGUGUCAUCUAUGCAUUGGGUUUUUUCGUUAUGGUCGUGUCCGUCGCUUUGGCAGGCGGUGUUCCGUUCCUCAUUGCUAUGGUCUUCCUUGGCUUCAUGUACUAUGAUGUUGCGAAGAACUAUGGGCAAGCUGCUAGAGAUAUGCGGCGCCUGGACUCCGUGGCACGGUCCCCCCUUUACUCGAUCUAUGGUGAAACCAUUGCCGGAGCGCCUAUCCUUCGAGCUUUCGGUGCUUCGUCAAAAUUCUUGCGAGACAUGCUUCGCUGUGUCGAUACGAACACAAACCCGAAUUGGUGGCAAUGGGUUGUUAAUCGCUGGCUUUCCGCCCGGUUUGACCUGUUGUCCGCUGCGACCGUCGGCGUGACAGGUAUUAUAGUAGUUUCUACCCCGACCAUCUCAGCUGCACUCGCUGGGUUUGCUCUUUCAUUUGCUGGAGGCAUGACGUGGACAUUGCUAUUCUUGGUGCGCCGGUUCGUCGGCCUUGAACAAUCCAUGGUCGCCCUGGAGCGUGUCAAGGAGUAUUCGGAGCUUAAACGCGAGCCUCCUGAGUUCAUCGAGCCACGUCCGCCAGCGUCUUGGCCAGACCGAGGUGCUAUUAAGUGUGAAAACUUGAUCAUUCGCUAUGCGCCUGAAUUGCCCGAUGUUCUUCACAACUUGAACUUCGAGAUCCACCCCGGAGAGAAGGUCGGCAUCCUAGGCCGCACGGGUUCCGGAAAGAGCACCCUUGCACUCUCAUUCUUCCGCUUCGUAGAGGCAACGGAGGGUUGUAUCACCGUUGACGAUCUGGACAUCUCCAAAAUAGGACUUUCAGACCUUCGCAGCAAACUCACCAUCAUUCCUCAGGAUCCAACCAUCCUUAGCGGCACUGUGCGAUCCACGCUGGAUGUAUUCGACGAGUACGAAGAUGCGGAAAUUUUCGAAGCUCUUCGACGCGUGCAUUUGAUUCCAUCUGAUGCUGCCGAUGACGUUGAAAUUGAAGAUGUGGAGGUCAAUGUUAAUGUUUUCCGAAACUUAGAGUCGCCAGUAUCGGAAGGAGGGGAGAACUUCUCUACUGGCGAGAAGCAGCUUCUGUGCAUGGCUCGAGCAAUCCUGAAACGGUCGAAGGUCUUGGUUAUGGACGAGGCAACAGCAAGUGUUGACUAUGCGACUGACGAGCUCAUUGGAAAGACGAUCAGACAAGAAUUUGCAAACAGCACCAUUCUCACCAUCGCGCAUCGACUGCGCACUGUCAUCGAUUAUGAUAGGGUGAUGCUCCUCGACCAAGGCAAAAUCGCCGAGUUUGAUCACCCUGCUGUUCUACUUUCCGACCCCUCUUCGCAAUUCUACGGGUUGUGUGAGGCAACGGGGGAGAAUGAAUUCGCGAUGUUGAAGAACCUCGCUGGGUUGUGAUAGAAUUAUUAGAGUCGUGGGUUAUCCAUACAGCACAAUACCAGAAAAUGACUUCUUGAGAAUGAUUUGAUUCGGUAUGAUUACCUUGUCGGUUAUAGCAAGGCGCAGCAUCAAACUUCUUUCUGACAAGCAAGAAAACUGGGUCUUUUGCUGAUUGACUAUUUGGCAAUUCUCGUAACAGAUCGUGAUCUACUGGCAUACACCCAGCUGAACAUUACUCCUCCUGUUGGGUGUCUCGUCUCCCCCACUUCUUCACAUCACAUUCAGCAGGUCUUC